Aureobasidium melanogenum CBS 110374 is the source of this 1431-nucleotide messenger RNA. RefSeq names its product MFS general substrate transporter. Gene Ontology annotation, biological process: pantothenate import across plasma membrane. NCBI's taxonomy places the organism in Eukaryota, Fungi, Ascomycota, Dothideomycetes, Dothideales, Saccotheciaceae. Gene Ontology annotation, molecular function: pantothenate transmembrane transporter activity. Gene Ontology annotation, cellular component: plasma membrane. The record is from RefSeq and is a predicted model, not a curated record. The coding region runs from base 1 to 1431 and encodes 476 amino acids. The transcript has 4 exons.
AUGGCAGUUGCUUCAAGGUUCAGAGAAUAUCUGAGCCCUGGUGGCACUUCAAAAGGAGAGCGAAAACUAGUACAAAAACUCGACUUCUUCAUCUUGACAUUUUGUUGUCUGAUGUACUUUUUGAACUAUCUUGACCGUAGCAACCUUACCAAUGCAUAUGUUAGUGGUAUGAAAGAAGAUUUGAACUUCAAGGGCAAUCAGCUUACACAGAUUAAUACUGUGUUUACUGUUGGCUAUGUCAUCGGUCAAAUUCCGAGCAAUCUUGCCUUGUACUACAUCAAACCUCGUAUCUUCUUUCCCUCGAUGCUGCUCGUUUGGGGUGCAUUGACUAUGGUCACGGCUGCCACUCACAAUCCACAAUCAAUUAUGGCCAUCCGCUUCUUCCAAGCAUUGGCAGAAUCCAGCACCUUCGUUGGAACACACUACAUCUUGGGAGCCUGGUAUACUGAACGCGAACUCGGCAAACGUAGUGGUAUCUUCACGGCAUCUGGUCUAGCUGGUACUAUGAUUGGAGGUUUCAUCCAGACUGGCAUUCACUCUUCCAUGGACGGUUUGCAAGGACUAGCUGGCUGGAGAUGGCUCUUCAUUAUAGAUGGACUCAUCUGUGUACCUGUGGCUGUAUAUGGCUUCCUUUUGUUUCCUGAUACUCCGCAGACGACCAGCGUGCCUUAUCUCUCUGAAGCCGAGCGCGAGCUUGCCCGCUCUCGUGUCCCUCUUCACGUUGAACGCACACCUUUCAACUGGUCCUUCGUAAAGCGUGUCUUCGGCUCUUGGUACUUCUAUGGCUUCGUCAUGCUAUGGGUUAUCGCUGGCGAGACGGAAUCGUUCUCCUCGAAUUCUCUGCUUGCUCUAUACAUGAAAGCACAUCCGGGAAAAUAUACGGUCUCACAACUCAAUAACUAUCCCACCGGCGUUCCGGCAGUCGGCAUUGUCUCUACACUCUUCUGGGCUACACUCACAGACUUCCUGGGCGGUAAGAGAUAUCUCGUUGGGUAUUGGAUUGGCAUCACUGGCGUCGUCACGUCGGCAAUGAUACUUGCACCUUCUGCCACCACAGCAUCGACCUUUGCGGCAUACUAUUGGGCUGGCUCUGUUUACGCAUGUCAAGCAACAUUUUUUGCCUGGGCGAACGACGCCCUUCGCUACGAAGAAGACAGCCUUCGUUCUGUUGUCAUAGCCUCUAUGAACUCAUUUAGUGGAGCUGUGAACGCUUGGUGGAGUAUUGUCUUCUAUUCUGCGAACUAUGCACCAAAGUUUACUAGAGGUAUGUGGGCGAUGAUAGGAUGCUCUAUCGCCCUAGCGAUCUGGACAGCAGGAGUCACAUGGAUGUGCGUAAGGACAGAGGAGAAGAGGAUCAGUCAAGGAGUAGAUACUGGCAGUGGUGGGGAAGAGGCUGUUAGUGUGGAUGGAAAUGGUAAUGAAAAGGUUUGA